GGCUGCCCCUGUCAAUGAAAGUUGACCAACAAAACAAAAACAAUGCAAACGGAUCAUUGGCAGACUGGAUUUAAAUCAAAAAUGGUUCAAUAUACAUGAAAACAAUAGAGGUGUGAGGUUCUCUGUGAUCAAUGGCGCUGCCGUCAGGUUCCCGGAGCAACGGAUUUCCCAUCCUGGAAGGGCCUCCUCCUAUACCCCCACGACGAGAGCUGGACCGAGCGGCAAGCCUACAGCUUCAAACAGGCAAUGGAGCACCUCCCAUCCCGCCCCGUCAUGCUAGCCUACAUGAAACCCAGCCAGUCAGAGUCCCUCUGAGGGGCACAAAUUCUGAGGCACAUAUACAUCUACCCAACAAAGCACUUAUAUCCCUGUCACCCGUAGAAAAAUACAAGUCACCCAUAGAAAAAUACACACCAUCGUCCAACGCAGAGUCUGGCUUCCUAGCUGACCUGGAUGGCUUAGACUUUACUGAUCCUGGCAGACAUCCUUUCGGGAAAGAACGGAGAAGUUCCUCUCUGGAAGAUCUUCCUUCCAGCACAUCCAGGAGUAUCUACCCGGAUAUCAGUGGUGCUUUCAAUGAAAUCAGACCCAAUGUGUACGGACAGCAGACGACAAUGUACCCACAAAUUCCAAACCCUAACCCAACCUCAUCAUAUGGAUGGAAUCAGAACUUGUUUAACCAAGGCUACGAACAAAAUAACGCCAGUAAUGUUCCUUCCUACCAGGCUCCAGCGCCACCUAUAGGAUUUGUCUUGGAUGUUGUUCCACCAGUACCAGGUGUGGGAUGUCCGGGGAAUCCCUUCGCUCCUCCGAGCGGUCAAGGAGCGUGGGGAGGGUCAACGAAGGUCAACUCCUUGCCUCGACCAGCGAGCUGUGGUGAUGUGUUUGAUUCUGCUUGGAAGGAAGUUGGUGUUAAUGAUGGCGGGUGGGCACAGUUUGAACAGAAACAAUUUCUUCAACCUUCACCAGCUCAAAGUGGUUCCAGCUCAGGUGAUUUAAUGAACUUUCAUGGGGAGCCUGUUGUAGAGUAUGAGUAUCUGUCCCUGGACUAUUUUGACCCUUUGUAUGAUCGAGCCAGGAAGGAAUCGGUGUCUGUUGUACCAAAUGAAGCCUCCUUUUCGUUUUCAUUUGGAGAUGCUUUCCCGAGUUUCACAAAAGCUCAGGCUGAACCACAAACUCCCGACACAGAGAAGUGUAUUAACCAGUUAGAUGAAUGGGCAUCGGCAGACCGAACUCAAAUACAUGUGCAGGACUUGGAUGUGCCGGUGCCUGUCGGUGAGAGUGUGACAUACAGGUCGGAGGGGACGAGUCUUUCAAGAGAAUCAUCCACCUCAAAACCACCACCAAGACCGCCAUCAUGGAAAACCAACACCAAGGCCAGUAUGCCGGAGAAACUACGGAAACGGUUGUUCAGUGAUGAAGAAUCAAAUGCUUUCUGUCAGAUGGUUGCAGAACUGAAGAGUCACUACAAGUCUACAGAUGAGAAGGCUAACCCUGGACUAAUUAUUUCACCUGUCUCUGACAAGAAACAUAAGCCAACAUCAGUCAAGGUCAUCAUCCAUUUCAAACCAUCUCAAGAACCAGUCAGCUUUACCUGUGAUACGCACACCCUGGUGGAACACGUGAUCAGCCAGGUGGUGUACAGUGAGUCUCCGAGUCACGGCCAGCAGCUCACUUCAUCCGACUUCGUGCUCAAGGUGUACGACAGGGCAGAGUAUCUACAGAGCCACCUGUCCUUGUCCUCCCUGGACUACGUGCAUCACUGCAUGAAGCUGGAUGAGGACAUCCGCUUCCAGAUGCUGCACAAGCAGGACAUCCUCCACCCCUUCCUGAGGACGGUGGACGAUGACUCACAGAAGCUCCUCUUCCCCAAGGAAUACAUUAAGACGGACAAGGACGCGGUGUCCAGGGAUUCCUUGGAGAUUCUCCUGGACACUUUCUACCAGGAGAUGGAACGUAUGAGUGACCUCGUGCUGAAGGGUGAAAUUGAACUAGUCCAGCCGAAACAGAUCCAUCAGUCAGUGAAGGCGAUCUGCACAAACCUGGCCAAGAUUGAGACGACCGACAUUAGCAAGACUCUGGAGAGACUGGAAAGGAUUCUCUCUGACUUGAAGAACCCCAGCAACAGAGCAAGCUCCCUGAUGGCCGGCUCUGGAACACAGGCUGACAGAGACACCAUGGACGCUAUAAACGUGGCGAUCCGGUGUUCCUACGUGGAGGAACUGCAGGAAGCCAUGGACCAGAUGGUCAUCUCGGUGAAGCAGCUGGUGCGUAUGUACUGCCACACCUUCCACACGGACUUCACCCUGGGGCCGCCACUCGAAACCCAGAAGGACAUGCAGGACAUCACCCUCAUCAGGGACACUUUCAUAGUACAUGUUGCCACCUCUCAUAGGAUGCCCCAGGCUUGGCUUAACCACUAUGAAGGAUACAAAGUUGUGUGCAGCUUGUACCAUGGAACAAAGAAGCUGGCUGAGGAUGUGUCCACCAACGUAAAACCUGCAGUCACCUCGGGACUCUGUGAGAGAAUAGUCUGGGAUGAAUGGAUAGACUUCAAAAACAUGUCGCUGUGCAUCUUGCCGCGGGAGUCUCGCCUCUGCCUGACGCUGUGUGGGUUGAAGAGUCCACAGUCCGGUGGAUCAGCGGACACCACACACAAGGUGACCAUCGUCCUGGGAGGAGCAACGAUCCAGCUGUACAGUCAAGAUGGCCAUCUGAAUCAGGGAAGCCAGUUGGUCCCUCUCAUGAUGGGCGUCAAGGCUGAUCCGAUUAUGCCGUCUUGUAAGACACUGCUGCCCGACUCUGUGCUGCUACAGGUAAAUUUGCCAGAUUUUGAGAAGAACCUGUUUUUCCCAGAAACUAUCAAGAAGCCAACAAGCCCCCGGAAGUCGUACAGCAUGUUGAUCCCGGACAUCAAGAAAAGCAUAGAGGAUGUGCUGGACAAGGACUCAUCAUCCACAUACGCCGCAGAAGAGAUGGAGAUCCUAUGGACAUACCGCACCUACCUACACGAGCGUCCCGAGCUGCUGCCUCGGAUCCUGCAGGCGGCCCAUAGCUGGGACUGGGCGUGUCUGGCUGACACCUACGCCCUCCUCCAGUCUUGGCCCCCGGUGCAGGCCAUGCAGUCGUUUGAGUUGCUGCUGCCCCAGUUCCCUGAUCUCCGAGUGAGAGAGUUUUCUGUCGAUAGUCUAAACAAGAUUCCAACUGAUAAUCUGAUCGACUUCCUCCCACAACUCAUUCAGGCUCUGAAGUUUGAGAGCUACCACAAUUCAUCUCUUGCCCGAUUGCUCUUAGAACAGUCAUGCAAGAGUAUUCGAUUUGCCCAUCAAUUCUUCUGGCUGCUGAAGGGUGCUGCUGCGCUCGAUCCAAUGUUCAAGCGCCGAUAUGAGCUGAUGUUCGUCGCUCUGGCCAGUGUGGCUGGUGACGCCCUCUACAGGGAGUUUAAGAAACAGGAACAUCUUGUCUGGACACUGUCAGAAACAGCAGUGAAGGUCCAGAAGGCCAAAGACAAAGAUACAACAUUGAAACGUGAACUGCAAACAGUCUAUGACCUGUUUGAAGAUAAAGGGAGGCUACUCUUGCCUUACAACCCUAGUCUAGAAGUGUGUGGCAUUGACAUAAAGGCUUGUGUUCACUUGCAAUGCGUUCCGCUCAAACUGGUGUUCAAGAACUCCAACACCAAGUCUGACCCCGUCUAUGUCAUGUUCAAGGUGGGAGACGACAUUCGCCAGGACAUGUUGACACUGCAGAUGAUCCAGAUCAUGGACAGACUCUGGCUCAAAGAUGGCCUUGACCUUCGUAUGAUCACAUUCUCCUGUCUGGCAACAGGGCCAAAGAAAGGGAUCAUCGAGCUGGUGACGGAGGCUGAGACGCUACGCAAGAUCCAGGUGUCUUACGGUGUGACUGGGUCUUUCAAAGAGCGACCAAUCAAAGAGUGGCUUCAGAAACACAACCCCACAGAGCUGGAGUAUCAGAAGGCUGUGGACAACUUCUCAUGUUCCUGUGCGGGUUACUGUGUGGCGACGUACGUCCUCGGCAUCGGGGACCGCCACAACGACAACAUCAUGUUGAAACAGUCAGGGCACAUGUUCCAUAUAGACUUCAGCAAGUUUCUAGGAGACACACAGAUGUUUGGUAGCUUUAAGAGAGAUCGAGUUCCAUUUGUGUUGACGUCAGACAUGGCGUUUGUGAUUAACGACGGUGGGCGGAGACGUGAUCGCUUCCAGAGAUUUGUUGACCUGUGUUGCAAGGCCUUCAAUAUUCUCCGGAAACACGCAGACCUCUUCCACAGUCUCUUUGUCAUGAUGGCGAGGUCCGGUAUACCGGGGGUGUCGGAGAGGGCAGCAGCGUAUGUGAGACAGACGUUGCUUCCUGGACAAUCUGACGCUCAGGCGGCUGCUUUGUUUACAAGGAUGAUAGAAGAGAGCCUCAAGUCGGUGUUCACACAGUUCAACUUCUUCAUCCACAAUCUCGCUCAACUCAAGUUCUCGUCUCACCAGGAGGGGGCGCUGCUGUCCUUUGUGCCCAAAACAUACAGCAUGCAGACUGACGGGAAGAUAUUACGUGUCGAGCUGGUGUACUUCGACAAACGAUACACACCAGAAAAGCAUUAUAUCUACAAGCUGCUUGUUGAGCGUCAGGACGAGCGAGUCCACACACACAUCUACCGGCUGUUCCAGGAGUUUGUCGAGUUCCGCGAUAAACUUGCAUCCAUCUUCUCACUGGUCACGUGGCCAAACUUCUCCACAAGGAUGGUUCUGGGACGAAGCAAUAUCAGAACAGUAGCAGAAAGUCGUGGUGUAGAGAUACGUCAAUUUCUGGAGGCUUUGUGGCAAAAAGCACCCGAAAUUUCUGAGUGUGAUCUCGUCUACACAUUCUUCCACACCUUGUUGAGAGACGAGCAGGAAAACAGCAGUGCCAACAGUGCCAACCCCAGGAGUAGAGGUAGGUGGGAUCAACCCUUGGUUCAAAGAACGACGGGGAGCGCUACAGGUGUCCGCGGCGAGGUGCAGCUGUCUCUGCAGUACAAGAAGGACUCGCUGCAGGUGCUCAUCAUGCACGCCAAGGAUCUGUCCCCCGGGCCCGACUUCCCCAGCCCCUAUGUGAAGACGUAUCUCCUGCCUGACCCCGAGAAGCAGACCAAGCAGAAGACCAAAGUGAUGAAGAACAGUGCACAUCCUACAUAUAACGAAGUGAUUGAGUACAAGAUGCCGCUAGAGAAGAUCCAGCAGCGCGUUCUCCAGGUGUCAGUGUGGGACCAGGCAUUGGGGCAGAACAACCUCAUGGGCACCGUGUACCUCAAGCUCCGAGAUCUCGACCUCUCCAAGGAGUUCUGUCAGUGGCAUCAUCUUGGCAGCAUCCAGCUGACAGAUAGCGUCAUGGCAUAGACAGAUAGCCUCGUGGCAGAGACAGAGAGCCUUGUGGCAUUGACAGAUAGCCUCAAGAUAUAGCCUCUGGCAUUGUCGAUUGAUAGUUAGCCUCAUACCAUCGACAGAUGGCCUCAAGACAUAGCCUCAUGGCAUUGAUAGUUAGCCUUGUGGCAUAGACAGAUAGGAUCAUGGAUCAGACAGUCAAUCUCAUGGCACAGACAGUCAGCCUCCUGACAUCAACAGAUGGCCUCAUGGCAUCAAUAGUUAGCCUCAUGGCAUAGAUAGCCUCCUGACAUCAACAGAUGGCCUCGAGACAUAGCCUCAUGGCAUAGAAGAAUGGCAGACAUUUUGGCUUGUCACCAAGGAGGGCCUGCAGGAGAUACUACAUGUGUUCAGGAGGAAACUUUGUUAUUUUGUUUUUAACUGACAUUUACCUUUGUUGAUAUUAUGUUUUGAUAUGCUAGGUAGAGGGGCUGUUUGUAGAUGUAUAGGAUCAUCAAACAUCAUUUGGAUGUAAUACGAAGAAAUUGUGGAUCACAUUCAUGUCAGAUCUGUGGAUGAUAUGUUGAUAUUGAUCAUAAUAUCAAUGGUAUGUACGAGUCAGAUAUUUACAAGGUGCCUUGUUGAAGCUGUUGAAUUUCUCAUAUUGGUGUAAAACAUAACAACCCUGCCUUUUGUCAGGUACAAACAUUAUCUAAUCAUUUUGUUAAACAUGCUGUCCAUCACGAUCACAUAUUAAGGACAUUGUCCACUGAUAUGAUUUCAAGGACAGCCUUAAGCAACCCAGCACACAAGAGCACAAGUAUAUUUCAACUCGCCCUGGCUAAUUCAGUGUUUGGUUAAAGCCUAAUGGAUGGAUGCGAGUACACAUCUGUCGCUAACUACUGGUAUGUCCAGAAGUGAUGAGCACAUGCCAGCAUGAAUUUGGUUCACCUUGUGUAGUUUUCAAAAUCCUCGAUCCACCUCUGCACUGAACCUCAGCAUAAGGAAUUUUGAUGACCCCCUUUCAACUUGCAAUACGAUUCAGCAGACUUGACGUAAUACUAGAGACCCAACCGGACCAUGUUUAUCAGAUAUUUACUCUCACGUACACACUCUUGUACAUGUAUCAUCUUGUAUCAAAACACACCCUCAUUAUCUGGUGCUCACAUCGGAACACUGCACACUAUCACUUGAUGAGUCUUCAACCCCUAUCCAGCAAUGUUUACUGUGGAUAGAUGCUCAUGCUGUUGAUCACUGGAUUGUCUAGUCCAGAUUUGAUUACUUACAGACCACCACACAGUGUGCGAAAUAGUUUCCAUGUUCUGCUAGCCAGUCGGGUUAACUAUGCCUGAAAGCUACUAGCCCACAAAAUAAUUCACUAGCCCGAAAUUUGAAUGUAGAAACUAAUCAAAAUAUUACAAAGGUAAAAUAUCAUUUAUCCGGCGUAAUCUGGCAUGAAUUUAAAGUGUAUUAUAACUUAGCAAAUCGGAGAGAGGGAUAUAUUUUGAAAAUGAACCCAUGAAAAUUCAGUGGGCCAGUGACUGUGGAAAUUUACUGGCCCGACUGGACUUUUACUAGCCACGGGCUAACGGGCCAGUGGCUAUUUCGCACACUGCCACCACGAUGUAGCUGGCAUACUGAGUGUGGUGUUAAACUAUAAACAUUGGACUGGAACCCAAAACUGCUGUGAAAGGCUGCAAUAUAUCUGAUGAAGACUUCACUCGCUCACACUAAUUUCCUGUGAUAUUCAAAGUGGUGAUACCAUAAUCCCCAGUAUCCUCUUUCACCAAAGAUUGGCAUGGUAACUAUGGUAACUGCUUGGCCUGAGUACAAUGGCAGUACCCUUCAGUAGCUCUGGUAGUGCAGCUGAUGUUUUUCCACGUAGUUGCAGCUGCUGUGUGUAGAGUAGCUUUGGUUGUAGAAACUUGUAUCAGUUUUACACUCAUUGAUGUGUCGGAAUCAUAAUGACGCAUUUCAAGCGGUUAGGACAAGGAUUUGACUGCACUUUAUUCACCUAAGGAUCAGAAGUAGGAUUUAACUGCACUUUAUUCACCUAAGGAUCAGAAGUAGGAUUUAACUGUACUUUAUUCACCCAAGGAUCAGAAGUAGGAUUUAACUGCACUUUAUUCACCCAAGGAUCAGAAGUAGGAUUUAACUGGUCUAUAUUCAUCUUAGGAUCAGAAGUAGGAUUUAACUGUACUUUAUUCACCUAAGGAUCAGAAGUAGGAUUUAACUGUACUUUAUUCACCUAAGGAUCAGAAGUAGGAUUUAACUGUACUUUAUUCACCUAAGGAUCAGAAGUAGGAUUUAACUGUACUUUAUUCAUCUAAGGGUCAAAAGUAGGAAUUAAUUGUACUUUUAGGGUCAUGAUUUGAACUGAAUUGUACAUUAUUCAUCUGAGAAUUGGAUAUAGGAUUUAACUGUACUUUAUCUAGGACUCAGACAAAGAUUUUACUGUGUAGCAUUCCUUUUAUGGGCAGAAGUUCUAUGUAAUGAGAUCACAAAAUACUUAAUUCUAAUAAAAAUACAUGUGAGAGGGAAUCUCUAGAUGAAAUUGGUGCAGAUGAAUAAAUACAAAGAAAUUGUUAGAAUGAUUUCCUCAAGCUAAUAUUUGGUUGUAGAUUAGUAUGAAAAUCUUGCCAUCAGAGUAUUUCAUUUUCUUAAUUUAUUUGUAAAUGUUUCAGUAUGAAUGAAGCUUGCAUGUCAUCUUAACUCCACAGGUAGUUUUAGGGGUAAGACCAAUAGAUGAAAUUAUUGAUAAUCACACCACUAUAAUCAAGACUGAAAUUGCCAAGAAUGGUUAUCUCCCUUAUAUCCCAGUGAAAUGGACCAAUCAACUACCGUGGGAUAUAUUAAAUACCAUGGACCAGAUAUUGUAUAUAGCCUCGUAUAGUGCGACAACCCCAAUCUACAAACCUUCAAAAUCAAUGCUAAUCUAUAUCUAAUCUAGUCUAUAACCCUCUCAUUUCAGGUACGAAAAAUCGCCUUAUACUCUGCGAUAUACGGUAGAUUUGUACAGAGUAGUACAGUGUAUAUAUCAGCAGUGUAAAGUAGCCCCUAGUUUUACAUGUACAAAAAGUGCACUUUCAUUAUACAUCAAAUGUAAAUUGAUUUUUAAAAUUGUUUGUUGAUAGACCUGAUAGCUGUUGUGUAGGUAGUGAUUUUUCAAUAUUUGUUGUUAAAGGUAUGUUGUUCUCGGCUUCAGUGCCCUAUGUCACUGUGUGGAGCUUGUCUCAGCUCUGUUAAAGAUGGGAGUUACACUUUUUAUCUUACACAUGACACGUAGAUGUGUAUAAAAUUCAUUUUAUGCUUGUAUUACUUUCUAGCAUCUUAUCACUGAUUCAGCAUUGUAUACAGGAACAUGUAUUUAUUGUUUAUAUCUAUAUGUAUGUAUUUAAACCUAGCCUUCUCAACGCUAGUUCAAUUUUAGGUAUUUUUAAUCCAACCUUAUACGAAUAACCAUUAAUAGCUGUUUUAAGUGUUUUCAUAUCCUUUCCUAGAAGGAUAAGUGGCUCAAGUGGAGAAAAACAAGAUAUGCUGUUGCAUCAAGAUGAACACAUUUCUAAAUUUCUGGGUCAUGGAGCCAGUCAUUUCUAAGAUGCUGCCAUUUGCUGUGGAGAGUUAUGUCCCUUGGGCAUGCAAGGACACUAUAAUUGUGGUUAGGAAUCCCAGUUUCCCUCCAAUGUACAUGUAUCUAUUUUUGUCAGCAGCAAACUUGUGCCGUGGGUUUCACCAAAGUGAUAUCAGUGACCCGAUUCACUUCAGAUCUUUUUGGACCCAUGAAGAUCGGGGUUAGAAUUGAUCUUCAGUAACCCAUGCUUGUCGUAAGAGGCGAUUAACGGGAUCAGGUGGUCAGGGUCAUUGACUCGGUUGACACAUGCCAUCAGUUCCCAAUUGC
Haliotis rubra (blacklip abalone) is the source of this 9249-nucleotide messenger RNA. Its product is annotated as phosphatidylinositol 4-phosphate 3-kinase C2 domain-containing subunit alpha-like. Lineage: Eukaryota; Metazoa; Mollusca; Gastropoda; Lepetellida; Haliotidae. The record is from RefSeq and is a predicted model, not a curated record. Gene Ontology annotation, cellular component: cytoplasm; plasma membrane; phosphatidylinositol 3-kinase complex. Gene Ontology annotation, biological process: cell migration; phosphatidylinositol 3-kinase/protein kinase B signal transduction; phosphatidylinositol-3-phosphate biosynthetic process. Gene Ontology annotation, molecular function: 1-phosphatidylinositol-4-phosphate 3-kinase activity; phosphatidylinositol binding; 1-phosphatidylinositol-3-kinase activity.